CCUCCUCCUCCUGUGCCUAAGAGCUGAGUCUACGCUAUCUUUAGCCCCGCAGUGGAUUAAAUCCACGCACUCCGCUCUGGUGCAGCUUGUUCGGCUUAUCUUCUGCUACUCUGUCUGGGUAUUGUGGACAAUAAAAGGCACUACUGAAGUCAUGGGGUAAUGACGGCUGCCCCGUGUGUCACUACCUGCUGUGGUUAUGAUGAAGAAGAGGCCGAAGAUGCUGUUGCUUUGUGGCCGACGGAGAAGCUUCCAGAGCGGGGCCUCUGUGCCGUUGCUGCCGCUGCUGCUCAUCCUGCUCUGCGUCCCCGUCACCGCUGCUUUUCCAGGGUCAUCCUACCCUGAUCUGGACGAGGAGAUUGAUUUUCUCCAGGCUAUUCUCCAAAAAAUUGAAAUAUCAGAGAGCAAAGCAAAGGAACACAAACACCAACAUCUUGUCAGCUUGCAACCAACUGAUGAAAAGACCAGGACCAAACAGAAAAGCCGACUUUAUCUCUCAUCUGACAAAAUUGUCACUCCUGCUCCAAAACAUAAAGAGUAUGCCAUCCCAAACACGACGACUGUUCAUCCCAGAGCCACAGGAAAGGAGGGCAGAGUUGGGCCUUUGAAGGUCUCACCACCUAAGAAGGAUGUCAUGAUGAUCAUUAUGAUUUCACUGUGUGUCACAGUGGGCACAGUGGCUGUGCUGUUGGCUACUAUCUGUUACGUCAAGUUGCAGAAAGACUCCCGCUUGGCUCAGAAGGUGGACUACCCUGCUUUCAGUGGCACUGGUGCACCACCAGCCACAACCAAUGGAGCAUCGCAGAUGGGAGAUAAGACUCUGGCCCACAAUGCUCAGAUGUAUCACUAUCAGCAUCAGAAACAACAAAUGCUGUCGAUGGGAAAUCACAAACAGGAACAAAAAGUUCUUGACAGCGAGGCCACAUCAGAUGAGGAAGAAGUGGGCGGAGAUUUCACAGUAUAUGAGUGUCCGGGACUCGCACCGACUGGAGAGAUGGAGGUGAAGAACCCUCUGUUUGACGACUCCACUCUACAGUAUCAGGAGAAUCACAAGUGACACCUGAACACAUUACACACACAGUGUUUGUGUAUAGUGUGUACAGGCUGAACACACCUCUGAAUCAAGGCAAUGGUUUUUAAACUUAACCUUCUUUCUUUUAGUAGAAAUUCUAUCUUCUCCUUCUUACGUACACGCUUCUGGACAGAACUCUGUCAGCCCACAGUAAGAAUAUGAAUUUCUAAAGUGCUUUUAUGUAGAGUGGGGAACCAUCCCCAGUUAAAGAUGGUUGCAUUGCAUUAUUCUCAUACAAACCCUGAAUUAUUUAUCAAAUCUUAUGACUUAAUGACUAAAUACCCCAGUCUAAUAUAAAAACCUGCUAAAACUGACCUGUUGAAAAUACCUGAAAAUGAUCUCUUUGUGGGUAACCACGUACUGUGGUGUGAACGUUCAGGGCAGUUAAAAAAACCUGCUUUGUCUCAUCUGUUGUAGCUAGCUUUAGCUCCAUAGUCUGUACCACGACCAUUGCAGCUAACGUUAGCCGUGGUGUCUCUACCAAGACCAUUGUAGCUAAUAUUAACUCUAGUAUCUGUACCAGGACUGUUGUAGCUAACUUUGCGGUCUUAUUUCCUUUUUGUGCACUUUUUAUUUCUCCACAGCUGCCAAACAAACUUGCAUUUUUGCCCCCUCCUGAGUUUGUGUGGCAGGUUAAAUAGUGUCGUGGAAGCUUGAGAAAGGUCUGAUUAUAGUCAAAUAUCUUAUAUCAUCUGUAAUUAUAAAAAAAACUAAGGUGUUAAAGUCCAGGCUCUAGGCCUCACAUAAGGGGGUUAAUAAUAAUUGUAUUGUUUAUUGUACUUCUCUUUUUAAUUCUCUCUGAUCUCGUUGACGUGGUAUUACAGUUUUUAAAGUAUCUGUACGUCUUAUUUUUGUCUGAUACUCCUCCGGGCUCAUUCUAGGCUUUAAGCCCACGCACUUUGGUCCUGUUCCCUCCAUUCUUGCAGCUCUGCCCAAAGAUUUUGAUAAUGUAUAAAACUUGUUUUUUGUCAAGUCUUACACAGCCUGCAUCUAAACCACAUUGGUAAAUGUUACCCAGGAGAUGUUAAACCCAUCUAUUUUUUAAAUUUCCCAUAUAAACUGCACCUGAGAACUUCUAGUAAGUCUUGACGUCUUUGAUUGAUGCCGUCUGUUUGCAUGGCUUGACUGUACUGUGUCUUAAUCACGGCAGAGCCUGACGACUUACUCUGCCUCCUACAUGUAUCAGUGAAGGCGUUGCAUACUAAUAAUUGAAGAAUGUAAAGGAACGUGACCUCUGACCCCUGGGUUGGUAGACUAGCUACACUAAUGGAUAUGUGCAGGUGUUGAAUGUGGCUACUGUUUACCUAUAUAAGACGCUGUUCUCCCUGUUUCUCCUGCUGCUUAUCUCCAAGUACUGCAAAAUGUACAUACAAAGAGUGAAAGUGUUCACUUUUUAUAGGUAUUUGUACACGCGGACAAAAAAAAAUUAAAACUUUUUACCACGUCUGAAAAAGUCAA
Cynoglossus semilaevis (tongue sole) is the source of this 2527-nucleotide messenger RNA. It is a transcript of the gene npdc1a, whose product is annotated as neural proliferation, differentiation and control, 1a. Bases 197 to 1054 code for a protein of 285 amino acids. NCBI's taxonomy places the organism in Eukaryota, Metazoa, Chordata, Actinopteri, Pleuronectiformes, Cynoglossidae. Gene Ontology annotation, cellular component: membrane. The transcript is spliced from 8 exons. The record is from RefSeq and is a predicted model, not a curated record.